AUGGGCGCGGAACCUUGUCACCUGACCGUUAGGCGACCGGCACUCGCGGCGACAUCGACGGACAGGUAUCGAUCGCCCUGUCACGUGGCCCACGGCUCUCGUGUGGAAGCUAACAUCGUCAUCAUUAUGUGCAUCUGGGGUGUAUGCGGCGAGGUGGGAACCACCUUCCGCUGCAAAUUCUGUGGCACACAGUUCUGCAUGGUGUGUGGCAGAGGUGAAUUUAUCGGCACCAUGGUCGAAUUUGACAAAUGCUUUGUCUGCAGUUCGCGCAACUUCAAGGAAAACAUUCCCAACCCGCAUGCUCGCCGCUACACCCCCGAGAAGUUGGCCCUAAUGCAGAAGAACAACCCGAAGAAGGGCAAAGGAAAGAAGGACAAAAAGAAGUAG
Messenger RNA from Dibothriocephalus latus, 387 nucleotides. NCBI's taxonomy places the organism in Eukaryota, Metazoa, Platyhelminthes, Cestoda, Diphyllobothriidea, Diphyllobothriidae. The record is from the annotation of a GenBank genome assembly.